CAAGCUGUAGGCAAUUCGUUAGCAUGGAUAAGACUAUCUAUCUGGCCCAUGAUAAGGCUAUCUGCCUGGCCAUGUGGUCGUGGCCCGUUUCUGAGACGUUCAGUUGGCAAACAACUGUCAAGGUGUCACCGUGAACACCAUGAACACCCGGAGUCAUCCACUCAUCCAGUACGGCUGGCUGCUUCUCCUGCUAUCGCCCCUCCCUCUGGUGGCCAGCUAUGGGGAUCUUGGGCGCAGCCGCUUGACAGCCCAAGCGGAGCACAGUUUGGCUGCCAUCACGAAGCGUGCGAUGGAGCAUGCCACAGAGCUGGUGGACAGCGUGGUCGACGAUCUGCUCGUGCUGGACUCACAGAAUCCCAUCAUACUCAGCUACCUGAACAGCUUCGAGGUGUUCCUCCGGCACGAGCGAAACUACACAGCGGCAGCGCUGCAAUUGUUCUACGAAAUCGUGGACAUCUACCUGGACGCCGAUGCCGCCGAGAAGACAUCGAGCAUUGAGGUGCAAUUGAUUUCCCUCUGUCUGCAGCGCACGGGCUUCGAUCGCUGGAAGCGCACGAUCCAAAUGCGCUCGACGCAGUUGCUCAAAUCCUUUGGCAAGAAGCUCAAGCGAUAUAUGAACACCCUCGACGAGGAGGAGCGUCUGAUUGUGGAGCAGCGAUGGCAGCAGGUCUCCGCACGGGGCGGACAGCGGAAACUGGAGAAAUUUCGAGAAUUCGUUGGCUGGCUGGGCAGGUAGCCUAAGCCAGGUUGAUACCACUUAAGCACCCUUCCGAAUAAGAGAUAUUAUAAUUUAUUUCUAGGCAUAAGAUAUCGGGCACACAUUAGCUCUGCGUCAUCUUUAAUGUGCUCAGCAUGAAAUGCGAAAAACAAUAACAGUAAUCUACUUAAUGCGCAAUAAAUUACUUUUGU
Messenger RNA from Drosophila navojoa, 909 nucleotides. RefSeq lists its product as uncharacterized. The record is from RefSeq and is a predicted model, not a curated record. Lineage: Eukaryota; Metazoa; Arthropoda; Insecta; Diptera; Drosophilidae.